Messenger RNA from Cervus elaphus (red deer), 1525 nucleotides. RefSeq lists its product as uncharacterized. The coding region runs from base 579 to 1424 and encodes 281 amino acids. The record is from RefSeq and is a predicted model, not a curated record. Lineage: Eukaryota; Metazoa; Chordata; Mammalia; Artiodactyla; Cervidae. The transcript is spliced from 4 exons.
UGCACGACUCGACUUCCUCGGAGUUGAGGGCUGGAGCCGGAGGCAGCCUUCCUUCACGGCUGGGAAGGAUGACAAGCUGGGCUCUGGUAACAAGCGACUGACUUCGUGCAUCCUUGGAUGGAUCAUUUUUAUCUGCUUCUGUACGGAGCAGCCACCAAGUGUGGGGUGCGAUUUGCGGAAACCUCCAUAGAAAAACAAGACUGUGUGGCACCUCAUUAGGGCUGGGAGGGUGAAGGCUUUCAGACGAGCCCAGGGCUGCUGUGUUUGGGCCCUGGCUUUGGACCUCCUGCUCUGAAUCGUGGACACCGGUCAGGAAAGCGAGGCUGCCUUUCCAGCUGGGGAGUCAGCAGUUUCUCUGCUGUGCCCAUUCUCAGCAGAUCUGGUUAAGGAUCAGAAGCUGCCUUUCCUCUGAUGCAUGCAAACUUUAGCCCCACACAUGAAAGAUACUUUGAAACCAUCUGAUGCCAACCCGAGCUCAGAGAUAAGGACUGUGAGGCCAAGAGGUUAACUGACUUGCCCAAAGGAGACAGGAAGCACAAGGGUAGGUCUGUGAGUCCCUGGGAUGUGUUUCAACCAGCAUGUCGGACAAGGACAAAGUCAUCAGCUCUGGACCCAUCGAGCACCCUGACUCCAGUGAAACAGGACAAGGUCUCCCAGGCUACCUUGGAAGCUCCGAGGGACUCCAGGUCAUUAAGGAGCCUCCGCUUAGAGCCUGUGCUCAGCCCGGUGGCCUGAGCACCACAUUCGGUUGCAUCUGCCCAUCUCUGUCUUCCACCCUGGAAGUCUGUACUAAUAGAUUCUGUUGGGGACACCAGUGCCCACCGGUCUCUGGAAGGUACACGUCCUCUCAGGCAUCUCCUGAGGACUGCAAUGCCUUAACUCAAAGGAGAAGUCCCUCCCAGCAAAAUCCCUCUUUGGAGAGAAGGCUGAUGAGGGAGACUGGAGCAGACCUGCUGGGCACCUGUAGGCCACUUCCCUGCACACCUGGUGCUGGAAUUGCAUUGGUUUUCACAACUGCUUUGCUUCUUGGCUUCUCCAGCUCCCUGGAGGCGCAAAGCAGCUGCUCUCCCAAGGCGUUCCUACCAGGGAAGGAGACCCAGCUCCAGCAAAGAUGUCCUGCCCCCUCGGCCUGCCUGGGCUUCGGUCCCGCCGCAGAGAAGCAAGAAGCUCCCGGAAGAGUCGCGAUGGCCGUGGAGUCCGGUCGUCGGCUCCGGGAACGCGCCCCGGGAGGAGAUGAGGGGCGCCCCGGUGUCCGCACUGUCGCAGAGGACGCACCAAUCCCCGCGAGCGGCAGUGGUGGAGGGGCCGGGACCCGGUGCCUAGGGGGGAUCGGCUCCACCGCGGAGCGCGCUUGGUGCCCCGGCAGCGCGCCCCGCCGCGGAACCCGAGUUUUCUGUCCUAGAGCACACCCCACCCCGACGUGACCAGGGUGGUUGCAGCGCCCGCCCCGUUCCCUGCGGGCUGGCGCCGCCCCCACCCGCCCCUCCGCGCCCUACCUGCAGCCCUUUUCCUUCUCAGGUGGAGG